Messenger RNA from Aspergillus brunneoviolaceus CBS 621.78, 746 nucleotides. RefSeq lists its product as uncharacterized. The coding region runs from base 118 to 633 and encodes 171 amino acids. The transcript has a single exon. NCBI's taxonomy places the organism in Eukaryota, Fungi, Ascomycota, Eurotiomycetes, Eurotiales, Aspergillaceae. The record is from RefSeq and is a predicted model, not a curated record.
AGAGAAGGAAAAGAAGGAGAAGUCUUAAAUGAGAAGGGUCAGUCAUUGUUGGAAAGAGAUGCUGAUGCUCUUAUCCGAGACAAAAACAAAAGUUAAGAAGACCAAUACCACCGAGAGAUGCGCAAAAAUCCUACAUCGAAACUCAUCGCAACAACAAUGCCAUUCAGAAACCCGCCACUCUUGCGCGCCAGAAAGAAGCUAGAGCUGAGAAAAAAUACUACUGUGACUUUUGCAAAGCCUUCCUAUCAAGGAAGGCAUCAGCGCCGGGCACCUCCUCGCUCCUGCUGCCACAGUACUGACCCCAGAAGAUCGGAUAUUGUUAUAAAAACCGCAUUAGAUCCAGACCAGCUUCAGGCAUUCAUCAUCUUUCCAGAGCCGGCAGAGUCUCCGACAAAAACCCAUUUUAUUAUAGCUGACGCACCUGCAGUCCUAGCUCAUGCUGAGCGCGGCGAAGACCAAAUCACCAACCAAAAUGCGAUUAACAAUUAUUUCAUCGGCCUACGGGCUGCUAAUAUACCUGAUUUCAGAGCAAACAUCAACACCAUUCUGGAUGAACUGCUUGAAACCAGGCUUGAUUACUACCCCGAGGAUCAUAUACUCGCCUUCCCUCCUCUGCUGCUUCGCGUUGACUGACCCGUUGAAAGAGCCAGAAGACCCUCACCUUCUGGAACCCCGGAGGCUUCCAUGAGUGAUGAUUCCACCCCAUCCGACUUCAUUCGUCUACACUUGGAGGCGAGCAGAUAUUC